Centropristis striata (black sea bass) is the source of this 1781-nucleotide messenger RNA. RefSeq names its product sorting nexin 15 (gene snx15). NCBI's taxonomy places the organism in Eukaryota, Metazoa, Chordata, Actinopteri, Perciformes, Serranidae. Gene Ontology annotation, molecular function: phosphatidylinositol binding. The coding region runs from base 110 to 1270 and encodes 386 amino acids. The transcript has 7 exons. The record is from RefSeq and is a predicted model, not a curated record.
UGAGCGGAAAGGAGGGACAGAAGAAUCACAACAAUCUCGUUACUACAGCUCUGACAGCUCUCUUUUGCCGCUGAAACACGUUGCCUUUUUGUUGACACCGAGAACGGACAUGUCACGAAAACCCAAAGAUGAAUAUUACCGGUUUUUUAAUGUUAGCGACCCACGCACCCACGAGAAGGGACACACCGAGUACAAAGUGACAGCAAGGUUUGUGUCCAAGCGUCAUCCAGAAGAUGUGAAGGAGGUUGUCGUGUGGAGGAGAUUCUCAGAGCUGAAGAAGCUCCAUGGAGAGUUGGCCUACACACACAGAAACCUGUUCAGGAAACAGGAGGAGUUUCCAUCGUUUCCCCGCGCACAAGUCUUUGGAAGGUUUGAUGAGGCUGUGAUUGAAGAGAGGAGAAAGGCUACAGAGGUCAUGCUUCUAUUUACCACCAACAUACCUGCACUCUACAACAGUCCUCAGCUCAAGGACUUCUUCAGAGGUGGUGAGGUCACAAGGCCACUGGAUGCCACCCCUCUGUCCUCUGCCGGGGCUCUGCCUCCCCCUCUCAUCCCCCUCCCCAAGCGAAGGGCUUCAGACUGUGAACCCGCAGAGGAGGAGGAGGGGAGGGAGGCUCCCACCUUACCCCAAGACCUGGGCAAUAACCUGGACUUGGAAGUGGGAGAACCAGAAGUGGCGGCUGAGGCUUAUACUGAGAUGGGAGGCUCUCCGAAAGAAGAACAAGAGACACUCAGCGAUACAGAGCUGGAUGACAGAAUUCCGUCUCCUGACCCAAGUCCAGCCAGAAACCACCAAUCACAAGAGUCCCAGGAAGAAUUUGAUUCACUGUUUGACUCAGUGACAGAAGAGCAUGUCCCAUCCCUGAAAGAGGAAGGUCCACCUCCUCUGACUGAUAAUGACUUGGCUGUCUUUGAUCCCUGCUAUAAACAAGAUAAAUCCAAUUCUGCCUGUGAUCAUUCAGAGUUGUUCUCACUGCCGCCAACCAGUCUGGAUGGAGGGGAUGUGGGUUACUUAAACCAAGCUGCCACCGAGCUAACAGCUGCAAUGGAGAGAGAGAAGGAGGGUGAAUUUAGUUCAGCCAUUCGUGCAUACAGGACGGCGGUGGAUAUACUGAUCACUGGAGUACAGGGAGACCCAGAUCCAAUGCGCAGGGAGUCAGUGAUGAGAAGGACAGCCCAGUAUCUGAAGCACACGGAGAUGUUGGUUGACAGGCACUCCUCGCCCACACACUCUCACACACCUACACACACACAUACACAGCACCCUUAGACGCACACCUUAUAUACACUGUUCACACGCAUGAAGACAGAUCAAAGACAAAGAAGCUCAGGGUUGUGACACACAAACACACAUACACGUCGCACACACACACAAUUUUUUUCUCUAAUUAUAUAGGUAAACCUACACAAAUGUACAAUUACAUACAUUAUGUUGACUGUAUACACACACAUACAGUUAGAGAACAUACUCAUUUGGACCAGCACACACACACACACACACACACACACACACACUCCUGGCGCACACACUACUCUGCAGACUGCUACUUAAGCUGCCUUUGUGUAGUAUCUGUGAUUUACUAAAUCUAAAUCUAAAGUAACUGUCAAUUUCCUGCAUUAACUGUCAACUUAACGGUUAAUGGUCCUGGAUUCUUACCUUCAUUUUUAUAAUGUCAUCUUGUCAAAUAUGGUAAUGUGUGUGUAUAUCAGUAAUUUGCAUUUUGCACAAACAAUAAUUUUGUUAAUAAAUUUGAUUUUAAUUUAAGUCGAUGAGAUAUCUG